Messenger RNA from Myxocyprinus asiaticus (Chinese sucker), 677 nucleotides. Its product is annotated as membrane protein MLC1-like. Bases 109 to 558 code for a protein of 149 amino acids. Gene Ontology annotation, biological process: regulation of response to osmotic stress. NCBI's taxonomy places the organism in Eukaryota, Metazoa, Chordata, Actinopteri, Cypriniformes, Catostomidae. The transcript is spliced from 6 exons. The record is from RefSeq and is a predicted model, not a curated record. Gene Ontology annotation, cellular component: plasma membrane; cytoplasmic vesicle; endoplasmic reticulum.
CAAAGAUAAAGUAAUACUAGAACCUUGGCUAGUACUUGCACCAUCACAGCGGAGAGGGAACAGGUGGGCUAAGCUGACAUAAACGGCAUCUUGAAGCUGGAGGCAGCUAUGGAUUUUAGGAUGCAACGAGAGGAGGCAUCAGCCCAGGAGGUGUUCAGCUAUGCCCAGAUGUCCACCCUGGAGCGAAACAGUGGGAUAGGGACGCUGAGUCGGCAUCUGGAGAGAGAGAGGUUGGAGAGAGACCGCUACAUAGUAGAUGUAAGGAAUAGUGACCUACAGCAGGAUAAGCCCGGGCCAUUACAUCCCUGCUUUAGCUACAGAGUGUGGCUUUACAGUGUCGUCAAAGGGAGUAGCUUGCUGAUAGUGGCAGCUUCCUCUCUCUACAUAGGUAAUGUGUUUCCAGCUGCAAUGGACUACCUGCGUUGUGCUGCUGGAUCUAUGAAGCCAUUGGCCGGUUUGACGUUGACAUUAUGCUUGGCUUUCCGGAUUUCAGAGUAUACCAGCAGCAGUGGUGAGCUUCACUAUUGCCAAGAACAGACAAGUUGCACUUGCUAUUAGUCCCUCGGCCAUCAAUAUUAACUUUAACCUGCUCCUGCUUAUUGUGCUGGAAGUGCUCACAGCCAGUUCUGUUAUCCUAUCAGCGCGUUCGGCUGAGGAUUGCUGCAGACAUGUAAAGG